GUAAGCUACCGUGUAAAAUGAGUAUUAUUGACAAGGGAAGAUAUCAGCCCAUCCUAGGCGUCUAGAAGUUUAUUGGCGCUCUAGUCCCUAACAUCUCCGAUUGAACUGUUUUUAAUUCGAGCACCAUGAAACAAGUGAUCUUGAGCUCCCUGUUUUACCUAUGGACCCUGCCUGGCCUUGGACAGGGAUUUGACUUGGUUGAUCAUUCACCGGAGACUAGUCUCCAUCCGACCGAUUCGGACGUGGAACUUUUCUGCUUGGUGGAUGAGCCCUACACCUUUUGCUCGUGGAGGUUUGGCGAUCAUUCUUGUCACCAUGCAGCGGACAACGACGUGACCGGUACCAAUUGCAAGAUCAGCGACAAGAUCACAUGGAACGUGGAUGGAACGAAGUGCGGUAUCGUCAUUGCGGGCGUUUCCCAGGAAGAAAGAGGACAGUUCACAUGCAGCCUGACUCUGGAAGGACCGGAGGUGCAAAGUUUGAAUGUCAAAAUGUCGAUCGACGUGGCUUUCCCGUCUGAAGUGGCUUUCACUCAAAAGUUCGAAGACGAUUCGGAUAUUGGCGUGAUUGCUGGCGACCAAGAGAUUGUCGGUUGUCAUGCUAGCGAUGGCUUUCCCAAACCUUCGAUUCGAGUGGCAUUGGGGGUUGAACCCGACACUAUUGACGAGGAGAACGAUGUCAAUUUGGUCGAGGCCGAGGUCGGGUCCGAUUCGUCGGAGAACGACGAUGGAACAAUCAAUGUGGUCCAGUAUUUUAAGUUUACGCCGACCAUCGAAGAUUGUGGCCAUUUUAUCAAAUGCGAGGCUGUUCAAUACAACCCUGCAGGCGAGGUCAUUUUUGAGUCAGGACCCAAUGUGAUCGCACGCAAGAUUAAAGUUCUCUAUCCUCCGCAACCCUUACAAGAGCCAUUGGAGGACCUUCACUACUCCAUAAACGAGCCUUUCUUGGACCUACAAGUCGUGUUCAUGGCCAGCCCCGCUCCUUCAAAUAACCAAGUGAUUUGGAAUAUCAAUCCUGGAACCUAUGAAGAUACUGACUCCACGGUCAUUCAAGCUGGCGAUCUCGCGAGUCUCAAAUACGAGGCAUUUCCUCUGAACUCGACUGGCCAUACGAACGUUGCCACUCUACGGAUAUUUAACCCCACUUCCGAAGAUGCUGAGUAUAUCUACAAUCUUGAAGCUACAAAUGGGAUUGGUGAAAAUAAGUAUAAUUUGAAUCUUGUGGCACACCUCAACGAGGAGGAUGUUUUCAUUGAUCAGGCCUCUCAGACCUCCAGGCCUGACUAUCAACCAUCCGACGAGGAUGACACUCCCAAGACCGCUGGUAUGGCAAGUGGAAGCAUCGCAGGGAUCUGCAUUGUCAUCGUCCUUAUCAUCAUAAUCAUAGUGUUUGUUAUCUUUGCUAAAAGGAAGAACAAGUGUUGCUUUGCCAAAAAACAAUCAGAUCCAGAGAAGAACCCAGAGGCCGAGGCCAUGAAUACACAGGAAGGUGACCAAAAGAAACUGGAACCUGAUGAGAAAGUUCCACAUCCAAAUUAAAUACUCGAGUAGCUCACCAUAUUGACUCAGGAACUAUUCUUAGUGAGCCUUUGUCCAUUUUUCCCCUCUGCGCUAGCACUGAUUUGAUCUCAAUAUCUUGAAUAAAACUCGGAAUCA
Molecule: messenger RNA, 1655 nt
Organism: Tigriopus californicus
Lineage: Eukaryota; Metazoa; Arthropoda; Copepoda; Harpacticoida; Harpacticidae
Exons: 1
Coding region: 126-1538 (470 amino acids)
Source: RefSeq, a predicted model, not a curated record